AAGUUCUCAGUUGACUGAGGACGAGUGAGAAGAACCCAGCAACAUGCCCGAGCCCACAGAGCAAGCCCCGCCCCCUGAGGCAGAUGCCCCAACAGAAGCAGAACAGGAGUCGGAGAAGACAGAGCUGACCGGUCUGUUUCUGGAGAAGCCAGAAAACACAGUGGCCAUAGCAGGUAAGGAUGUGGUGUUUGUAGCGAAGGUGGACUCGUCCACUCUGGUCAGGAAGCCCACGAUGAAGUGGCUGAAGGGGAAGUGGCUGGAUCUCGGCAGUAAGGCGGGAAAACACCUACAGUUUAAAGAAACGUACGACAGGAACACCAAGGUGUACACGUAUGAGAUGAAGUUGGUGAAGGUGGUCCCAGGUGACGCUGGAGGGUACAGGUGUGAAGUCACAGCCAAAGAGAAGUGUGACAGCUGCACCUUCGAGAUUUCAGUGGAAGCUGCUGAACAAGAAGCACAGCAGGACAUCCUCUCUGCCUUCAAACGAGCGGAUGCAGGCGAGGAUGAAGGAGAUCUGGACUUCAGUGCACUGCUCAAAGCCACUAAGAAAAAGAAGAAACCCCAGCCACAGAUUGAAGAGAGCGACGUUUGGGAGCUCCUGAAGAGCGCCCACCCGAGCGAGUACGAGAAAAUCGCCUUCAAAUACGGCAUCACUGACCUGAGGGGCAUGCUCAAACGCCUGAAGAAGAUGAAGACGGUGGAGCCGAAAGUCAGCGACGCCUUCCUGAGGCGUCUGGAGUCUGCCUACUCCGUGCAGAAGGGGAAGAAGAUCGUUCUGUCUGUGGAGGUGGUGGACCCCAACGUCGAGGUCAAAUGGCUGAAGAACGGCCAGGAGAUCAAACCAUCUGCAAAGUAUAUAAUGGAGUCCAAUGGGAACAUCCGUACUCUUACCAUUAAUAAGUGUACCCUGGCGGACGACGCAGCGUAUGAAUGCGUGAUCGGAAAUGACAAGUGCUUCACUGAAGUUUUCGUCAAAGAGCCCCCAGUGACCAUCACGAAGCUGCUGGAUGAUUAUCAUGUGGUGGUGGGAGAGAAAGUGGAGUUUGAGAUUGAGGUUUCAGAGGAAGGAGCACACGUCAUCUGGUGUUUUGAGGACCAGGAGCUCUCUCGCGAAGAUAAAACUGGAAGGUAUCGCUUUAGGAAGGAUGGAAAGCGUCACUCUCUGAUCAUCCAGGAGGCGAUGCUGGAGGACACGGGCAUGUUCUACGUCUACACCAAUGGGGGGCAUUCUAAAGGAGAGCUGAUCGUGGAGGAGAAGGAGCUGGAGAUCCUGCAGAGCAUCGCUGAUCUGACGGUGAAGUCUGCAGAGCAGGCCAUGUUUAAGUGCGAGGUGUCUGAUGAGAAGGUGAUGGGAAAAUGGUUUAAAGAUGGGAAAGAAGUUCAACCCAGUGACCGCAUCAAAAUCACACACAUCGGGAGGAUGCACCGUCUGACUAUAGACGACGUGAAGCCCGAGGACGCUGGCGACUACACCUUCGUGCCCGAUGGCUACGCUCUGUCCCUGUCCGCCAAGCUCAACUUCCUGGAAAUCAAGAUCGACUACGUCCCUAGACAAGAGCCUCCUAAGAUCCAUCUGGAUGUUUCUGGUAACAUGGUAUCCCAGAAUACAAUCAUUGUUGUCGCCGGCAACAAGCUCCGUCUGGACGUGGAGAUCACGGGAGAGCCUGCACCUACAGUCACCUGGACAAAGGGAGACAAGGUGGUGGCAGAAACCGAAGGCCGUGUGCGGGUGGAGAGCAGGACGGGCCUGAGCAGCUUCGUGAUUGAGGGGGCAGAAAGAGAGGAUGAAGGAAACUACAGCAUCACUGUCACCAACCCGGCAGGAGAGGAUAAGGCCAACCUCUUCAUCAAGAUAGUGGAUGUUCCUGAUCCACCAGAGCAUGUGAAGUGUACUGGGGUGGGAGAGGACUGUGCUACCAUUGUCUGGGAACCACCCAAAUUCGACGGAGGCGCUCCAGUUAAGGGUUAUCUGAUGGAGAGGAAGAAGAAAGGCUCCUCUCGCUGGACUAAGCUGAACUUUGACGUGUUUGAGGGAACGACGUAUGAAGCUAAGAGGAUGAUCGAGGGGAUUCUGUAUGAGAUGAGAGUGUUUGCUGUUAACGGGAUCGGCGUGUCAGUUCCCAGCCUCAACUCCAAACCUUUCAUGCCCAUCGCGCCCACCAGCGAGCCCACCAAGCUGACGGUGGAGGACGUGACCGAUACGACCUGCUCUCUGAAGUGGCUGGCUCCAGAGAAGAUCGGAGCGGGAGGUUUGGAUGGAUACGUCAUCGAGUUCUGCAAAGAGGGAGAUACGGAGUGGCAGGUGGCGAACACUGAUCUGGUGGAGCGUCAGAGCUACACGGUGAGGAACCUGCCCACAGGGGAGAAGAUGAAUUUCCGUGUCGUGGCGGUGAACAUCGCUGGCCGCAGCCCUCCGGCUGUCCUCUCUCAGCCCGUCACCGUCAGAGAAAUCAUGGAGCAUCCUAAGAUCCGUCUUCCUCGCCACCUCAGAACCAAGUACAUCAGGAGAGUGGGAGAAACCAUCAACCUGGUCAUUCCCUUCCAGGGUAAACCUCGUCCGGUGGCUCAUUGGCUGAAGGACGGAGAGCCAGUGGAUCCUAAGAAAGUGGGCAUCAGGAACUCCAAUGUGGAUUCAGUCCUGUUCAUCCGCUCAGCAGAGAGAGACCAUUCCGGGAAAUACACACUCGUCCUGAAGAUUGAAAACAUGGAGGAUCAGGCCACCUUAGACAUCCGCAUCAUAGAUAAACCAGGGCCACCCUUGGCUGUGAAGGUGACAGACGUUUGGGGCUUUAAUGCAGCGCUGGAGUGGAAACCACCCAAAGAUGAUGGAAACUGUGAAAUCAGUGGCUACACCAUCCAGAAAGCAGACAUGAAAACCAAGGAGUGGUUUACAGUGUAUGAGCACAACCGCCGCACUAACUGCACCGUGUCCGACCUGGUGAUGGGGAAUGAGUACAUGUUCCGUGUUUUCAGUGAAAAUCUCUGUGGGCUGAGUGAGGAUCCCUCCCUUAGCAAGAACACGGCCACCAUCUCCAAGACCGGUCUGGAGUGUAAGCGUGCUCCCUUUAAGGAGAAGGAUGUGAACGCUGCUCCAAAGUUUACGACGCCUCUGGUGGACAGAUCAGUGGUUGCAGGCUACAGCACUGCCAUCAGCUGCUCAGUCAGAGGAUUCCCCAAGCCCAAGAUCAUCUGGAUGAAGAACAGGAUGAUCAUUGGAGAGGACCCGAAGUACCUGAUGAUGAACCAUCAGGGAGUUCUGACCCUGAACAUCCGCAAACCCAGCACCUUUGACGGGGGCAAAUACGGCUGCAUGGCCGUCAAUGACCUCGGCCAGGACGAGGUGGAGUGUACUUUAGUGGUCAGAGUCAUGGCAGCGGAGAAGAAGGACUGAGGGGAGCGAGUGAAUUUGCAGACGGAGGAAUGAAGAAAUGGGAAGGAAGAGUUUUGGAUUUAAAUCGAAUCAAAUUCACUUUAAAUACGUUCAGCUUUGAUUUUUGAUCCUCGUCUCUGAUCCUCACAGCAGACGGUCCUCAGAGAGCGUCUGCAUCCAGCGCCGCGGCCGCCUGCUGUACCUCAUUAAACUCUGCUCUAAAGCGUUCUCACUG
Messenger RNA from Pygocentrus nattereri (red-bellied piranha), 3605 nucleotides. RefSeq names its product myosin binding protein Cb (gene mybpc2b). The record is from RefSeq and is a predicted model, not a curated record. Gene Ontology annotation, molecular function: protein binding. Lineage: Eukaryota; Metazoa; Chordata; Actinopteri; Characiformes; Serrasalmidae. The transcript has 29 exons. Bases 44 to 3391 code for a protein of 1115 amino acids.